Molecule: messenger RNA, 903 nt
Organism: Anopheles nili
Lineage: Eukaryota; Metazoa; Arthropoda; Insecta; Diptera; Culicidae
Exons: 4
Coding region: 1-903 (300 amino acids)
Source: RefSeq, a predicted model, not a curated record
AUGUCGCUGAAUACUUCAUCUGAUGAAGUUAGUGAUGGAGCAUCUGACGGAGCAUCAGGGGGAUGUAGUGCGAUUGGGGCUCACGAUCACGAGGACAUUAAACCGGAUGAGGACGACUGCUCUGAGGAAGAUGAUGAGGCAGUCGAUUGGGACGAUGUGUACCGUAUGUUUGAUGACAUGUCUUUAAAAGAUUGUUUUCGACACCUUGCGGUUGCACACCAGCUCCCCCGUUCAGUGGUCAAUAUGAUGCUGGCCAUCCUACGGGAGAAACUAGAUUUAAAUCUUCCUAAAGAUGCGCGGACAUUGAUUGGUACACCAACCCGUGUUAGUAGUCAAGUUGUGUCUAUCCGGGGAGGUGAUUUUUGGUAUGGAAGUUUAGGAUCUGCCCUGACAAAAUACAUUACACCUGUAACUGUUUCAAACAUAUCUAUUCCUGAAGAGACACAGUUUUCAUUGGAGGUGUCAAUCGACGGGCUACCAUGGAACAAAAGUGGGCCAAUCCAGCUUUGGCCCAUUCUUAUGAAGGUGGUAGAGUUGCCAAAGCUUCCGAUUAUGACGGUGGCCACAUUCAGUGGAACGGUAAAACCGGCAAGCAUUGAAGAGUUUUUGCAGUCGCUAGUAGAUGAGCUGAAUGAAAUUCAGCAAGGAGGUUUGAGCGUUGGCGAGAAAACGUUGAAUUUUAAUGUUCGCAAUUUUCUCGCUGACUCGCCGGCUCGAAGCUUCAUAAAAGGAAGUCUGGCGAUCCGGUUGCGGCUGGGACCAGGUGAUCAACAGUGCGUGUGCGGAAAGGUGGGCGAAAUGGAUCGCCCAGCUAUCAUCACUCCAAAGGGUUGCCAUCAGGAGGUGCUACAGGCUGAACACUUCUGCGAAUGCCCAAAACAUACAGCUACACGUUUUCUGUGA